AUGCUUUAUAUAUUUCGAGUUGAUAUUGGCGAAACCUAUACGUUUGAAACUGAAUUAGCGUUUCAAGAUGUAAAAACAUUAAAAUCAACUAUUGAACAUGAACAUGCAAUAGCAUCAUCAAAACAAAUAUUAAUUAUAAAUGGAGGAGAAUUAUUAGAUGAUGAUGCUGUACAAGUCUGUAUGAAAACGCGUGAAACAUGUGCUGGAACGGAAGAAAAUCCAAUUUAUCUUUUGGACAAAUCACAUUUAGAACGAUCACAUCCAUUACAAAUACCAUUAACAUCAAAUAGUAUACCAAUAUUAGAUAAUGCAACUGUUGAACAAUGGUUAUCAAUGCCAUCAACUUAUGAAACAAUUGUUCAACGAGCUGAUACUGCACAAAAUUUUAAUAAAUAUGCACAAAAAAUAGUUCAAAAUUGUGACAGAUUUAUUCGUGAUCAACAAGCACAAUAUCAAGGAUGGAUGGCAGUUAUUGCUAAUAUUGAAGAUACACUCUCAAGUUUUAGACUUAAUCGAAAUUCCUUUAAUCGUAUAUAUCAAAAUUAUUUAUCGGAAAGACCGUCGUACAAAGAACUUUUUCAGAGUCUUCCUCGUGCAAUUAAAAUUCUUCAUCAAUUAAAACUUCCAAAUAAAUUGAUAGCUUUAAUUGAUAAUUCUAAUGGAAUUAAUUAUAAAUCAACAGUAUCAUCAUCAGCAUCAUCAUCAUCGAUUUGUUCGGCAGCAACAAUAAGUACUAAUUAUGUAACACAAAACGAUAAUGAUAUUCAAACUGGAGGAGACAUAUCUUUAUUUGAAUGGGUUACUGCUCAAUUAGCCAAUAUGAAAGUCGACGAUAUAAUCAAUGGAUGUGUACAUUUUAUUGAUGAGUGUUCAGAAGAACUUUUAUCUUCAUUAAAUACGGAAAUGGAUGGGUUAUUUAGAAGGAUUUCGAAUCAUGAAUUAAAACAUAUGGUUGGUAUAGAAGAACGUUUUGCUCUUUUACAAAAUGAAUUAUCAAAUGCAAAACGUUUACAAUAUGAACAAAAAGAUUGUGCUGAUUAUUUGAUCAGUCAACGACAAAGAUUUAGUUCAAAUGUUGGUAAUCAAAGAGAUUGGGCUUUAAUAAAAGAUAUAUCGGGAAUUCAUUCACAAAAUUUAAUUGAAAUUAGUAAAAGACAUCAAAAAUUAAUUGACAUUGAAAGAAAAAUUCGAAAAUCAAAACAAGAAAUUAUUGAUCAACUACAUCGAAGAUUUAAAAAUUUGAUGCUUCUUCAACGACAUUUAGUUGAUUAUGAUACUAAAUUAUCAGUAUAUACUCAUAAAUUAAAUCGAACAAGAAAAACUAUGGCAUUUUUACAACAACUUAAUCAAGCACCUAAUCUUUAUUAUUCAUUUUUAAAUGAAUGUAUUAGACGAAAACAAUAUUCAAACAUUUUUAAUCGGUUUUCCGAAACAAUUCAUCAUGAAACAAAGAAUAUUCAUAAUGAUGAAAUAUCUAAACGAGAACAGUUUAUUAAACAAUAUGAACCACAUUUUCUUUUUAAUUUAUUACCAGCUCUUAAAAUAUCACCAACAUUUUUCAUUAAAGAACCAUUACCAUUAUUGGAUUUUAAUUUGCCGGAUAUAACAUUAAAUGAACUUGAUCAAUUAUUUGAAGAAUUUCCUGAAAUAAAACAACAGAACAACAAUGAAAAACCUAUUGUUGAUCGUACAAUAAAUCUUGAUCCCCUUAAACGUUGUACUCAAAUAUUUCAUCAAGAAGAAUAUCCAACAACGAUUGUACCACUUUCAGUAUUAAUCUCAUCAACAACAAUGAUUAAUGAAGAUAUGCAAAAACAAAUUCCAUCACCAACACCUAGUAGUAGUCGAUCAACAGUUGUUCGUUCUCCAUCAUCAUCUGAUGUUGAAUCACCAAAUGAAUUACUUUUCACACAAACAUUAAUAUCAAAAGAAAAAUCAAAACAAAUUAUUGAUGAAAAUAUUAUUCAAAAAAUAAUUGAAAAUCAAUUAAAUAUGGAACAAGAAGAAAACAAUGAUGAAACACCGACAGAAAAAGGUUAG
Molecule: messenger RNA, 2040 nt
Organism: Rotaria sp. Silwood2
Lineage: Eukaryota; Metazoa; Rotifera; Eurotatoria; Philodinida; Philodinidae
Source: the annotation of a GenBank genome assembly